This is a messenger RNA of Saccostrea cuccullata (small rock oyster), 317 nucleotides long. RefSeq lists its product as uncharacterized. Gene Ontology annotation, molecular function: cysteine-type endopeptidase inhibitor activity. The record is from RefSeq and is a predicted model, not a curated record. Lineage: Eukaryota; Metazoa; Mollusca; Bivalvia; Ostreida; Ostreidae. The transcript is spliced from 2 exons. The annotation marks the transcript as partial.
CAUUCACUUUCUUAGUUAUUUUUCACUGUCCCUGAGUUGUGACAAGGGAAUUUAUAAUCAUGAGAACUUUUUUGAUAUCAUGUGUUUUGGUGGCGUCCGUAUCUGCAGCUUGUAUGCCAGGAGGAUACUGCCCACUCGAUAAUGUUGACGCUAACGCAGUUGUACAAGAAAUGGCCCAGUUUGCGCUCAAUGCAUAUGCAGCCAAAUCACACGACGUCUCGUCAUGUGAUGGAACCUUUACAGUUAAACAUGCCAGUACACAGGUAGUUGCAGGUAUUAACUACAAGUUGACUGUAGAAGCUACUUGUGGAGGACAG